UAAUCGCCGGCGUUGUCAUGGUGAAAAGUGAAAGGCAUGAUAUUUAUGGGACGGAGCAGGGGGCAUUUAAGGCGGCUGCGACAGUCUGACCCACCGACCGUCAUGUGCGAGGACUGCAAAGGCGGAGAGGACCUGCUGGCCAAGUGCGCAGAAGAGGGAGACAUCAUGGGCGCUCCUCUGGAAGUUUUGGAUGAAGACGCGUCAUCCCUUCAGGCCAUGACUUCUGCUCCUCUGUUGGGCAGGACCGUGUGCGCGAGCUGUAACGAAGAAAUAGUGGAUAAAUAUUUGCUCAAGGUGAACGACUUGUGCUGGCACGUGCGCUGUCUCUCGUGCAGCGUGUGCCAAACUUCACUUGGCAGCCACAGCAGCUGCUACAUCAAAGAGAAAGAGGUCUUCUGUAAACUGGAUUACUUCAGAAGGUACGGCACUUGGUGCGCGUGCUGCGGCCGGAAUAUCCAUGCCACUGACUGGGUCCGUCGCGCCAAGGGCAACGUGUACCACCUGGCGUGUUUUGCGUGUUUUUCCUGUAAAAGACAACUGUCCACGGGAGAGGAGUUUGCGCUCGUGGAGGAAAAGGUGCUCUGUCGCGUGCACUAUGACUGCAUGUUGGAUAACCUCAAGCGCGCCGUGGAGAAAGGAAGCAGUGUGAACAUGGAGGGAGCAGUGCCGACUGAACAAGAGCUAAACCAACCCAAACCCUCAAAAAGGGCUCGCACAAGCUUCACUGCAGACCAGCUGCAGGUGAUGCAGGCCCAGUUUGCUCAGGACAACAACCCAGAUGCUCAGACGCUGCAGAAGCUGGCGGAGCAGACCGGCCUCAGCAGAAGAGUCAUACAGGUCUGGUUCCAGAAUUGUCGAGCGCGCCACAAAAAGCAUGUAAGCCCAAACCACUCCUCGAGCACCGCACUGACCUCACUGCCGCCCAGCCGUCUGUCUCAGCCCACUCCCACCCCAGAGGAGCUGCAGUACACUUCCUACGGAGGCCCGGAGGGGUCAAUGAUCUCAGCACUGCACUCCUUCAUAGAUAUUCACUCCCCUCCCUCAAUGUUUCAACCUAUGCUGCCGGCACACACUAUGACCUCUCUGCCUGUGUCCCACGCCUGACCACACAGUGACCGCGCCGUGACCGCACCGUGAUCACUGGCCUCC
This is a messenger RNA of Boleophthalmus pectinirostris (great blue-spotted mudskipper), 1149 nucleotides long. RefSeq names its product LIM/homeobox protein Lhx8-like. The record is from RefSeq and is a predicted model, not a curated record. Lineage: Eukaryota; Metazoa; Chordata; Actinopteri; Gobiiformes; Gobiidae. Gene Ontology annotation, cellular component: nucleus. Gene Ontology annotation, biological process: regulation of transcription by RNA polymerase II; neuron differentiation; forebrain neuron development. Gene Ontology annotation, molecular function: DNA-binding transcription factor activity, RNA polymerase II-specific; RNA polymerase II transcription regulatory region sequence-specific DNA binding.